ACCUGUAAUUAUUUCAUUGACAUGAUUUCAUUAAUUCAUAUCAGGUUGUUAAUAUAGAGACUAUUCAGCUACUGACCUAUUGAUUGAGGACGCACAGAUCCAGACCUCUAGGCAACUCACUUUUAGCCUACGGAAAACACAAUCAAUUCUACUUACUCGAGAGCAAUUUUAAGUGGAGGAGGGGUGGAUUGGGAUGACGCACAGUAGAAAGAUGUGGAAAUAACGGUUGAGUCAUUUGAGACCUGGUUGCAAUGGGCGGUGAGCUGGGUGGAAGGUUUUUUCGUGCUAUGACUGUAGUAGACUAGCCUUAAAGUCAGGACAAGGAAGGUUACCAUUGUAAACUACCAUUCGAUUGGAGAUCCUGAGAGAGAACAAAGGAUUUUGCAGUCACAAAACUAACGGAAAGAUCCCUCUGCCACAGAUGCACCAAGAACAGUAGGCCUACAGUAUUCCACAGAAACACCUACAUCUCUGGCCAAUUCAGUCCUUCACUUCAGUCUAACCCGUCCUAGUUGUCAAGCAUCAUCCAUAUCCCAUCAUGCCGAUAGUGGUGGUGCACUCCAACCCCCUGUUCUGGGUGCGUUUGUGUGCUCUGGUCUUCUCCUGUGUGGCCUUUGCUGUGACCGUCCAUGGGGCCAACCUCUUACACGGUACAGGGGACUGGUGUGUGUUCUGCUGGUCCUUCAGCUUCGCUGGGACCCUGCUGGUGCUGCUAGUAGAGCUGUUUGGCCUGCAGACCCGUGCCCCCGUCUCCUGGAAGAACUUCCCCAUCACCUUCGCCUGCUAUGCCUCCCUGCUCUGCCUCUCCGCCUCCAUCAUCUUCCCCCUCUACUUCCUCAAGGGCCAGACCUCCCACAGCAAGAUGCAAGACUACCGCAUCGUGGCCACCGUCUUCUCCUGCCUGGCCACCAUCGCUUACAUGAGUGAGGUGAGCAUCAGCAAAGCCCGAGACCAAUUGUGCUGCUCAAUUUGUCUGGAGUUACUGAAGGAGCCAGUAGCUAUCCCCUGUGGACACCGCUACUGUAUGGGCUGUAUCAGGGGCUGCUGGGGUGAAGAUGACUCCUCUAACAUCUUCAGCUGUCCUCAGUGCAGACAGACCUUCACUCCAAGACCAAUUCUGAAGAGAAACACAAUUUUGGCACAGAUGGUGGAGAAACUGAAGUCAGGAGGACUCCAAGCUGCACCCUCUGGUCAACGCUGCCGGUAUGCUGAAGCUGGAGAUGUGGCGUGUGAUAUCUGCCUCGGUGGUCAGAUCAAAGCCAUCAGAUCCUGUUUGGUGUGUCUGGCCUCUUACUGUGCAGCGCACCUCCACACUCACAACGAAUCUCCUGCCCUUAAGAAGCAUACCCUGGUUGAAGCCACCAUGCCGCUGCAGGGGCGGAUCUGCUCUCAUCAUGAUAGACUACUGGAGAUCUACUGUCGUACUGAUCAGCAGUGUGUCUGUCUGCUGUGUGUGAUGGAUGAACACAGGAGCCAUGCUACCGUCUCAGCUGCAGAAGAAAGCACUAAGAAACAGAGGCAGCUGGGGAAGACGAGGAAGAAAUCCAAACUGAGAAUCCAAGCCAAAGAAAAGGAACUGCUGGAUCUGAGACAGGCUCUGGAAUCACUCAAGCACUCUGCACAGACAGCAGUGGAGGACAGCAAGAGGAUCUUUACUGAGCUAAUCCGUUCUAUAGACAGAAGGUGCUGUGAGGUAAGAGAGCUGAUCAGAGCCCAGGAGAAGACUGCAGUGAGUCAGACUGAAGGGCUCAUAGAGAGACUGGUGCAGGAGGUGGCUGAGCUGAGGAAGAAAGACUGUGAGCUGGAGCAGCUUUCACACACAGAGGAUCACAUCUAUUUUCUACAGAACUGCCAGUCAAUCUCUAAAUCGACUGAACUCACAGACACACUCAGAAUCACAGUGGUUCCUCUAGUGGAUUUUGGUCAAGUUCGAGCCUCAGUAUCAGCACUCCAGAAGAGAUUGGAAGACCUGUUCAAAGGGGAAUGGCCUAAAAUAUCCAGGGCAGCGGGCACAGUGAAACUCCUGCAGUGUCCAGAGCCCUCGAUCAGACCAGAGUUCUUAUACUAUUCCUGUCAGCUCACACUGGACCCGCGGACAGCCCACAGGGACCUGAGUGUGUCUGAGGAGAACAGGGCGGUGACAGUGAGGGCCAGGGACCACUCCUGCCCUGAGCACCCAGAGAGGUUUGAUCACUGGAGCCAGGUUCUGUGUACUGAGGCCCUGUCGGGGCGCUGCUACUGGGAAGCCGAGUGGAGCGGGAGUGGCAUCAACAUGGCUGUGGCGUACAAAGAGAUGAUCAGGAGAGGAGAGGGCAACGACUCCCACUUUGGACGCAAUGACAAGUCCUGGAGUUUGUUCUGUUCCAGAAAAGGUUGUACCAUCUGGCACAAUAACGUGGCCACUAGAAUCCCCACCCCAACCUCCUCUAGGAUAGGAGUGUACCUGGAUCACAGGGCAGGAAGUCUGUGUUUCUACAGCGUCUCUGACACAAUGACCCUGCUCCAUAGAGUCCAAACCACAUUUACUCAGCCCCUCUAUCCUGGCUUUGAGUUUAUGUGUUUUGGAGUCUCCGUUAAAUUGUGCCAGAUGGAAUGAAAGCGAAACAACAGCUGAGAGCAAGGCAGUAGCAAGUGUGAAAAUGUGUUUCAUGGUGAA
Messenger RNA from Coregonus clupeaformis (lake whitefish), 2656 nucleotides. It is a transcript of the gene ftr66, whose product is annotated as finTRIM family, member 66. The coding region runs from base 539 to 2596 and encodes 685 amino acids. Gene Ontology annotation, cellular component: membrane. Gene Ontology annotation, molecular function: protein binding; zinc ion binding. The record is from RefSeq and is a predicted model, not a curated record. NCBI's taxonomy places the organism in Eukaryota, Metazoa, Chordata, Actinopteri, Salmoniformes, Salmonidae. The transcript has 8 exons.